AUGGAGACGCCGCCUCUACCACCUGCCCUGCCGUCCGUUCUCGCCCACCUGCGGUCCCUCCUCUCCGCCGCCUCUUCCGCUCUAUCCUCCGUCCCUUCCCCACUCCUCGCCUGCUCCACCACCACGACGGCGACGAUCGCCACCUCCUCCACACUCCCCGCACCUGCGCCCACCACCCCGCUCCCAUCUCUCCCCUCUUCACCGACUUCCGAAAUCCCCCUCCCCCUCCCGGCUGCGCCCGCCCCCUACCACGACUGCCCAGCCGUCGUCCGCACCACCAACCAACCGCCCGCCUCGUCCUCCCUCCCCGCCUUCCUCGCCGCCGAGUGUGCAGACUUCGCCUCCUCCACUGCCGCCCCAACCCUCUCCUCUCCUCCCCGCAUCCUCCCGUCUGAGCUCUGCCUCCUACGUCGGGAGGUGGACUCCUGGGGCAGCCACCAUCCCCCCGGGGCGUACUCCUACGCUGCGGCCCGCGUGGUGGAGGCACUGCGGCUAGGCGCCCUGCAGUGGGAAGUCGAGCUGCGGCGCUGGUUGCUCGCGAGCUCACCGAGAUAUGGUAUCGUGAUUGAUGCGGCCAGUCGAGACCAUAUGUUUGUGCUGGUCAGGCUGUGUCUGAAGGCGGCGGCGGCGGAGGCAGGGUGCUCGCUGGAACGCCUGCCCAAGGGGGAGGGCGAGGAGUUUCGUCUUGAUCCGAGGGCUGUGCGGUUCGAGUGCCCCAGACUGGUUGAUGGUGUCUCGUGGUUGGCGAUGCAGCUCGAGGUUUUGUAUGGGAAGGGCAAUGGCUGGUUCUUCGCGAUUACGGCGGUGAAGGAGGCAAUUCUUAGGUUGGGGUCUUGUUUGGCUGUCCUUGUUGGAGAUGGUGUUGCUGGAGGCGCUAGUGAAAAAGGAUGUGAGUUGAGAGAUACCGGGACAUCCCUUAUUUUUGUUUCCCAGGUUGCUGCUGCCAUUGCAGCCUUACAUGAGAGGUUGUCCCUGGAUAAGAAGAUUAGGGCUCUGCAAGCACCACGCCCAUCCAAAUAUCAGCUGUUACUUGAAUAUUCACAAAUACUGAAGCAAGGCUGUGAUGAGCGUUCAAAGCGACCAAACUACAGAGCUGUUCUGGAUUAUGAUGGAAUUCUACCACGUCAAAUGGAUAACCAGGAAUCUGGUAGGUCCAAGACAAGGGAGGAGCUGCUAGCUGAAGAACGGGAUUACAAGAGAAGAAGAAUGUCUUACCGUGGGAAGAAAAUGAAGCGAAAUCCAACAGAGAUAUUAAGAGACAUAAUUGAUGAGCACAUGGCGGAAAUAAAACAAGCAGGUCUGGGGGAACCUCCUGGUGACAUUGCACAAAAUAUACUUGAGACCAAUUCUAAUGGAGGCGCUUACCAAGGAAGCUCUUGUGAUAAGGCUAUUUUGGGUUCUCGAUUACGUAGUCGUGAGAACUCACCACAUACUGCAUCAAGGAGCCAUGACACAAGGGAUUCAUAUAUGAACAUAAGAUAUGAAAAUAGUGGACACCGUCACCAAAAUGUAUCUGAGCAUGAGAAAGGAGGGAUCAGAGAAUCAGGAAAUGCAAUGAAUCGAGGCUAUUCUGACCGGCAUGAUUACACACAUAAAAGAAACACCAAUGAUCAUAGGAAAUAUGGUAAUAAGUAUAAAAAGAACAUCCCAGAUUACCAUUCUGAAUCAAGUGAUCGUUCAGCAUGGUCCACACGAACACCAAAAUCCUCGGAAAGAGAAUAUGGCGGCAUGCCAGGAGAUAAAAGCAAUGAUAGAACCAGAACUACUCAGAACAGACAUGGAUCAAUACCUGGGAAUAAAGACCAGUUCAGUGAUAGAUAUGAUCCCCAAAGCAGAUAUUCUGAUGAGGAUCCUCGUGAAGCAUACCAUGAUGCGUGA
Messenger RNA from Triticum turgidum subsp. durum (durum wheat), 1878 nucleotides. The record is from the annotation of a GenBank genome assembly. NCBI's taxonomy places the organism in Eukaryota, Viridiplantae, Streptophyta, Magnoliopsida, Poales, Poaceae.